AGCGACGUAUCCAGAGCAAAUAAACGUGCACAUUUUUGCAUAGUUACGUGCGUGUGAUACGUGCUUGUACUCCUAGCUUAAGGUAGCCAACGCGCCAACUGCUUGCCGCGAGAAACCAGUUAGACCACGUGUUUUCACACUAGCAAUCUUUAAUCACAGCAGGAUAUUGCCAUGCCAGGGAAUGCGUUCGUGUAUGGAACCCUGAUGGCCGAUGAGGUGGUUACGCUGCUCAUUAAGCGCGUGCCGGUUUCCAAGCCGGCGGUCAUUAAAGGAUACACGCGUUAUAAGGUCAAGGGGCAAGUCUUCCCUGCGAUAGUGCCCGCUACAAAUGAAGCGAAGGUGGAAGGCAAGGUCCUUCUGAACCUGACGGACAAGGAGCUGGAAAUUCUGGAUGUGUACGAGAGCGAGGAGUACUACCGAGCAACCGUCUCACCCGAACUUGAGGACGGAUCAGCCCUGACGGCGGAGGUGUAUGUUUGGAAGGACCAGUACAGCCACAUGCUGAACCCAGAACCCUGGAGCUAUGAUGACUGGAGGUCCAAGCACCUCAACGCAUGGGUCAGCAGACUUAAUCCAAGCGGCGCGCACCCAGAGGGCGAGAUGCAGCAGUAGCGGUUAUGAGUGAGCAGCGCGUAGCAUAGGCAGGAGAGUUUGCAGGAGGCCGACAGGCGCGACAGCUGUCACAGGGUUUUCACAGGGCGCAUGCCGUACUAUGGAUCACAUGUAGGCGGCGCCAACGGCGGCUCUGGAGAUAUUUCAGACUAAUUUUAUAGACAGGUCAAAGUAUAUUGCGAGGUUUUUUACAAUUCUAGUUGUACAGUGAUAGCGCUUAGCUGCUGACGGCUAGUUGAGGAGCGUGCUUGCUAUUCAAUCUUUCGUAGCCUGUAGAGCCUUUACAAAUAAAGGGGCCUCUGCCCCUGACUGCGCUUUGGAAUGGCGCAACAUGGCUGCGUCGAUAUUCCCGCAGCCCAGGCGGUGUUGGUGCCUACGGAGACGAUUCCCGAAACGCCAGUUGUCCGCGGCUAUGAUUUCGCAAAUGGUCGCGACCUGGACGGCAUUAUGGAUGCCAUGUUGACGACCGGGUUCCAGGCCACCUCCUUCGGCCAGGCAAUCCAGGAGGUUAACCGCAUGAUCAACUGGCGCCUAAGCGAUGAGCCGGUGGGUCCCGGCACCGACCCAGAUCACGUCGACCCCGAAUUCCGCGCCUCGACCCGUGCCAUGAUUUUCCUGGGCUUCACCUCCAACCUCACCUCCGCGGGCGUUCGGGAACACAUUAGGUACCUUGUCCAGAACCGCAUGGUCGAUGUGUUGGUGACCACCGCGGGAGGCAUUGAGGAGGACUUCAUCAAGUGCAUGGGGCACACCUACCUGGGCGACUUCCAGCUUAAAGGUGCCGAGCUGCGGAUGAAGGGCCUCAACCGCAUUGGCAACAUGCUUGUACCCAACUCCAACUACUGCAAGUUUGAGGACUGGAUCAUCCCCAUCCUUGACGCAAUGCUCAAGGAGCAACAAGAGCAAGGGGUGAACUGGACACCGUCGAAGCUGAUUGAUCGGCUGGGCAAGGAGAUCAACCACCCCGACUCGAUCUACUACUGGGCGCACAAGAACGGCAUUCCCGUGUUCUGCCCCGCCAUCACGGACGGCUCCAUAGGCGACAUGCUCUUCUUCCACUCGUACAAGAGCCCGGGGCUACGGGUCGACGUGGUGGAAGACAUCCGGCGAAUCAACGACCUGGCCAUGCGGGCAACGCCGCGCAAGACUGGCAUGAUCAUCCUGGGAGGAGGCGUCCCCAAGCACCACAUCUGCAACGCCAACCUGAUGCGCAACGGCGCCGACUUCGCCGUCUACCUCAAUACGGCGCAGGAGUUUGACGGCAGCGACAGCGGCGCGCGACCCGACGAGGCGGUGUCGUGGGGCAAGAUCCGCAUCGACGCCAAGCCGGUCAAGGUUUGCGGCGAUGCGACCAUCCUGUUCCCUCUCCUCAUCUCCCAGACGUUUGCGCGGCACUGGCGGCCCCUAGAGCCGUCGCAAAAGAAGGAGGAGCCCUCGAGCGGCAGUGACGGCGUGUUCAAGGCGACGUUUGACUGAGUUCUUGGUAGCGGGGUUAGCUUAGGUACCUGCCCUAGCUGAAUUGGGCUGGAAGAAAUUGGGUUGGAAAAACAGGUGAAGCAGGAUGGUGUGGUGAGGUAUGUAGCUGAUAGCAAUGUUCAGGAGGACAGGCAUGCAUUGGAUGUACAGGGUGUCUAUCCAUCUCUCAAUAAUGGCGCAAUUGCAUUGACGGCUUGCCUACAACGAACGUGGUCAUUAUUCGAAUCCUGGUGUUUAGCGUCUGUGGAACUGGGGUGCAGAGGAAAUGGCUAUGGCUGCGUGCGUGUUGAAACGUGCGCCACGCAGCCAAUGAUGCGUACAGAAGGAUUACACUGUACGCGGAUUCACAGCUCGGAAUGUACCCGAUGUCUGUAUGCGCUCUUGCCGCGAAGCGUUUGUUGUGCGCGGGGUUUGGCAUAGGGCUGCUUGGGCAGGCGUGGCAAAACCGCCUGAAGGUUUCCAUGGACUACGGAUGGAGCAAAUACGGCUUGCAAAAGGCAUGCAGCUUCAGUUGACCCCAUGUCAAGGUUUAGGCUCCUGUAAUCGAGACGCCUAACGCCUUACCUCUGUGCUGCACUUUUGGGAAGGUUGCCCGCUACACGGAGCUAAAGUACCGG
Astrephomene gubernaculifera is the source of this 2705-nucleotide messenger RNA. The record is from the annotation of a GenBank genome assembly. Lineage: Eukaryota; Viridiplantae; Chlorophyta; Chlorophyceae; Chlamydomonadales; Astrephomenaceae.